AUGGAAGCUACCCCUUCGGACGAUAUUAUGACCAUCACGGCCUUAUUAAAAGACCUAUCGCUUUCUUUGGCUGAGUCUCGCGAAAAGACGAAUGUGGUGGAGUCGCUCACGAAGUUGGUUGAAACCCAGCGCCAAGCGGGGGCCGAGCCCGAGGACACAGAGACCAGCGAAUCGUUGAUUGAUAAAGAGAUAGAGCGCUUAGAGGCACAGCGGAUGGAACUGAUUAUGGACCUACAGAGACUCGAGUUCAUCAACAAACAGCUCCACGUCGUGCUCUCCGAAAGUGAGACGGUGAUGACGAUGCUGACGGACUUCUUGAAGAGCAAGGACCUGACGCGGUUAGCAAGCUACCGCAACCAGAACUAUCUCUUCAACAGUAAAAUCGAGACCAUCAACAGUAAGAUCGAUUUGUUGCGCUACAACCUCAAGCUCUCGCAGUCUGUUUUUGUCAAGGUCCGAGCGAUCCUCAAACACUAUCUCCCGCAAAACGGAGAGAAAAACCUGAUGGGUAAUCUUAUAAAAGAGCCAGACCCUGGGAGCAAGUGA
Babjeviella inositovora NRRL Y-12698 is the source of this 546-nucleotide messenger RNA. RefSeq lists its product as uncharacterized. The record is from RefSeq and is a predicted model, not a curated record. Bases 1 to 546 code for a protein of 181 amino acids. The transcript has a single exon. Lineage: Eukaryota; Fungi; Ascomycota; Pichiomycetes; Serinales.